AUGGCUCCAAAGCCACAGCCCUUCGGCAAGCACGAGGAUGACGAUGAAGAGACCGAUCUCCUGAGAGGAAGGUGGCCGCGGAACCGACCACAACCUGGCCGGGAUGUGGAAGACGACCUCUUGCCCUUUGGGCUAAAAGCAGACACGAGAACCCUCUGCGUGGCCGUAGUUUGCGUCUGCGUGGUGGGCCUCGUGCUGAUUAAGGUAACCAUGUUUCCUUCCGCGGAUGAAUAUGCACGUCCCGUGGAGACUUCGCCAGCGCCGCUGUGGACGACCGCGGACCCUUUGCUGGUGGAAAGCUUGCCGCCUUCCUUGCGAGGCCCGGCGGCAGGCCUGGGCGUGGAGCCGGCCAAGGCCAACCCAACCUUGAACCCACUUGCGGGUACUGGCGUGGUCGAGGACACGGACGGCCAGGGUGCUGUUCCAACUGGUAACCAAAACGAUCCUGAUGGGGAUAGGGGUGCAUUGGACGGCCCAGGUGAAGAGCCGUCAACUGCAGCGGCAAACCUGCAGUCCCCAGACUCAGACCAGAGCCCCCGAGAUGGGGGCGGCCAGCAGACUGCGGGGCAGGGGGCUUUUCAAGGCGGGGAUGGAGAUGCAUCAGACGGUGAUGGCAAUGAGUUGUCGACCACACUGGAUGGAGACGUGCCGGGCAAUGAUGGCGGCGAGCUGUCGACUACGGAUAUGCUGGAAGGUGAUGGUAAUGAGUUGUCGACCACAGAUGCAUCUCAAGCUUAUGGUGACGAGCUGUCAACCACGGCAUUAGAUGAGCCCACUGUUCAGGGAGCUGGCCAAGGUGCAGAUGGAGAGGCGUCGGAUGCUGAUAGUGAUGGUGAUGGGCCGAUGACAUCCGCAGACAGCGAGGAGCCUUCAGGCCAAGUCGCGGAAGAGCUCACCAGCACACUGCCAGAAUCCGUCCUCCAGUGGCAUGGCAAGGAAGAAGCCGUCCACCACUGGAACAGUCUAUCACGUGGCUACACAGAAGCCAUCCACAACUAG
Symbiodinium pilosum is the source of this 999-nucleotide messenger RNA. The record is from the annotation of a GenBank genome assembly. Lineage: Eukaryota; Dinophyceae; Suessiales; Symbiodiniaceae.